Messenger RNA from Anolis carolinensis (green anole), 1484 nucleotides. Its product is annotated as tumor necrosis factor receptor superfamily member 25-like. The record is from RefSeq and is a predicted model, not a curated record. The coding region runs from base 402 to 1016 and encodes 204 amino acids. Gene Ontology annotation, molecular function: protein binding. The transcript has 5 exons. Gene Ontology annotation, cellular component: plasma membrane. NCBI's taxonomy places the organism in Eukaryota, Metazoa, Chordata, Lepidosauria, Squamata, Anolidae.
AUUAUUAUUAAACAUAAUGAUGUGAUAUAUAUAAAAUAUAAUAUAAUAAUGCUAGUGCAACUGGUGGCUCCCAGGUCAAGGCCAUGAGUGUUGGGUUUGAGUCUGAACUUGGAACAAGAAAGAGUCUGAGAGCGGAAUCUGGGGCCGAGUCUUUGCGGGAAAUGUCUCUGGUGUGGCUUCGCAUGAUGAGAAAACGCCCACGGCUUGACGUACGUUCAGAGGGAUUUCCCUCCUGAAUCAGAUAAGCCUCGCUUCUCACGCCUUCCUGUGCAAAAAAGGCCAACACCGGGGCGGGCUGGCCAUCUGCCGGGAAGGCUUUGAGUGUGCCUUCGUUUCCAGACGAGAGGGGCCGGACUAGAUGACCUUCGGGGGUCCCUUCCAGCGGAGUAUUGCGACCCUCUAUGAAUGGGCUGUCUGCCUGGCCAUGGGUUUCAAUGUUGGACUCUAUGGGCCGGCCAUUGCACCCCUCCUUUUUCUCCUUCCUCGUUCAGGUCUUUCUCAUGAACGUGGCUUUUAGGUGCCAAAGCGAAGGGUCUCCAGGGACGUCCGAGCGGCCCAAGAUGUGCCCUCCAGGACAACACCUGUCUCCGCGUUGCACUGAGAUCAGCGCCCGCUGCCAUUGCCUUCCAUGCCGGAACGGGACCUUCCAGGCCAAGCCCAACCUGGAAGACCGCUGCGACGUUUGCUUCCCUUGCCAAGAGAAUCUGGGCCAGCGCGUGGUGAGGGGCUGCUCGGCCACGCGGGACACGGAGUGUGGGUGCCUCCCCGGUCAGUACAAGGUGGGCGAUGGCCUCAUCCCGGGCGGAAAGAGCUUCACCUGCAAGCGGUGCCGACAGUGUUCGAAACUCAACCGGCAGACACAACGGAACUGUUCGGAGGAGGCCAAUGCCGAGUGUGGGGAGUGUCGGCCCAGUUUCUGCGAUUCUGGAGAGGCGUGCCACCCGUGCCCAAAGGCGACCCUCAAACCAGAGUCGAUCAUGAACCCAACCUUCGGGCCAAGUAGGCAAGUACUGUAGUCUCCUUUGCGGUGCGUAUGAUAUCGUGAACAUGCCUUUCGGGCUUACUAACGUUCCAACUCAAUUCUUAUGUUAUUAAUCAGCCGAAACGGCCCAAUACUGCAAGCUUAUAGGUCUCCUGACAUGUAUAUAGAUAGAUGGAUAGAUAGGGCAAAGCAUCUCUAUGAAUGAAGGGCUCAUCCACAGUUCAGACUAAAACCCAGAGCAGAUUCGCCACCGUCCUUGACCACAUGAGCAUGAAAGGAUAUAUAUAUAGGUGACUAUCUGACUAUAUAUCAGCUAGAUUAGUAGAGCAAAGCACUCCAAUGUGAAGAUACAAAGGAUCUCUAUGAAUGAAGGGCUUAUUCACAAUUCGGACUAAAACCCGGAGCAGAUAUAUCACUGUCCUUGACCACAUGAAGAUGAAAGGCCAGGUCGGACUAUAUUUUAGCCCCUAUAAACAUAAUGCAUGUGUAAUAAUAUAUAUUU